AUGCUUAUCGGAAUAGGAAAAUACGAUCCAUAUGGAAAGCAAUUCCUCGAAAAACAUCCACAUCUUAUUAAAGAAUCUGUCACAGAUCCAAUCAUCGAUUUUUCAAAACUACUUGAUCCAUCCUACACUCCAUCUAGACAUAUAUUAUUUCAUAAACUGUUUAGUGUGUCCGAUUCCCUAUUAAUAACACUUGGUAACAAAUUUGACGAACGCAACAUUCUAAAACAAGGCAACUUGAAAAACAUCGCUAUUCAGACAGAGCAAGAAAUUUACGUGCAUGGAUCGACUGUUGUCUGGAGUCGAAAGGGCAAUAUUGUGAAAUCGUUUAAUUAUGAUGAUAAACUACAAUCCAUCAAAACAAUUUUAUUUGCAUGGUUCCCAAUUAAUAAAAAUAAGAAUACUAUUGUUAAAGAUACCUCCGAUAUACCAUUACUUAAACAACGUCUAGAAUCGUGUAAUAUACCCGCUGUUUAUGAUGCAGAUGAUCAUGUACAAAAGAGAGCAUUAUGUAUAGUAUUUGAAGAUCACAUUAGAGUUCAUUUUGAAGAUGGUCUUGAAUAUACAACUCAUAUACCAUUUGAGAUCGAUAACGUUAUACCACUUGAUGUGGGACUGCUGGUCAGCAAAAAACCUUCGCAGAGCGAGGAAACGAGAAGAAGAGAUAGUAAUACAAGCCAUUCUAUAAAAACCGAACAACGAUCUAAACUAACUGAUAAAUAUAUAUAUUCAUUUAUGACUGUUAAGCAUCCAUUACGUGGUCCAUGUCCUAUAAGGCUCAGCCCUGGAUUGCAGCAUGUUACUUCUAAAUCAUUUCGGCCUGAUUCAUCGCAUAAGCUUUUAUUUGCCACUACAGAAAGUCAGUUACCUAUCAUUGUGACAUUUAAUAUGAAAGACAAAGCUCAUUAUUUAUGGACCUAUAAACGACGUAAUAAUAAAACUAAUCAACAACAAACAACUCUUGGGCAGAAAGAAGAAGAUGAUAUUAGCAAAGAUAAAGAAGCUUCAGUUAUUUCAAUAUCUUCAAAGAAUAAAUUAUUGAAAGCAAAUAUGCUUCCAAAAAAAAUUCAAAAAAAAGGAAAGAUAAUGGAUGCUAAUCGAAAGCAAUUCCAGCAUUUUCCUAUUUCAGAAUAUGAAGAUAGCUUUUAUGAUAACGAGUUGGAGAGAGGAUUGUAUAACGCUCUUAUUGAUCGUACAGAAAUAUCAGUUAAAUUUCUCUGGAGGGAAUCUUUGAAUACAAAAAUACGCAAAAGGUUAGCAGAGUUUCCAAAUAUUAAAACAGAGGCAUUUAUGACACAUAACCUGCAGGGACAAGAGUUGAUUUGUAUUUUAAAUCACUCAAUUAACCAGCUUCAAGUUAUUGAUAUUGACAAAAUUAUGAAUGAAGUUAGCUGCUGUGUUAUCUUUAAGGCACCUGCUGUUUCUGCUAUACCCAUUAAUGCAACACGAGAUCAAUUUAAAGAUUUGCUUUAUUUAGACGUUUCGAAACAAGCACAUCUCUUUAUAGAUGCUACAGUAACUAGCUUACCCAUUCAUUUUCAUGAUAAUAUACCUCAACAAUUUUCUGAUCCAGUUUUUGAGCGAUUUAAUGUACACUUUGAGAGCGGUGAAAUCAGACGUUAUCAAUUCAAUCUACGUCCUAAGUCUUCGCUAGUUUUAAAUAGUUUUGCUGCUGUUGGAUGCGUCUCAACAACUGUAUUUGCCCAACUCUGGCGACAUUUCAUUCAAUACUAUCGACUUACAUCACAUGAUACUCUGCCAACAGAAUGGGAGUCCUUUUUUGUUGCUCUAUUAUCGCUAAUACAUAUUCAGCGGCUAGGUCAAACUCCUGAUGAAAGACAUAAGAUCAGACUGCAGCAAAUUAAAGUCUCUAAUAAUAAUAUUAUCACAAAAGAAAUAGGAUUUUUACCUGAAACCUUACGUAUACCCUUACGAUGGAUCGAUCAACUAUCACCUACAAAUACCAUUGAUGUUGCAUUGUUUGUGGAUAUUAUACGUAGUUUACAUGUCCUUUUUGAAGAAUACCGUAUAAAGAAAACUACAAGAGAACAGGCAAAAAAAUUAGGCUAUCUUCUAAUGCAAUGUUCUGUCAUUUUGGAUCACCGAGAAUGGAUUGACUAUUACAAAAAACAAGGCAUCAAACCUGAAUUUACCAUUCCCUUGAGGUUAAUUAAACAAAGUGAUAGCAUUAUAUUCUCAUCAUUACCACCACCACCACCGCCCAACAUUGAACUUUGUCUUCAAUUAAUGGCAACUGCAUCAAAUACUGCUCUCUUAAGUUUCUUUGGAGUAAGCACAUUAGAGCCCAUGAUAGGUUAUUGUCAACAUAAUUAUGCAAAGACAAUUAAACAAUUAUGGAUUCUUUAUGGUAUUCUAAAUGAAGUAUCUGCAGACAAAAGCCUUUUACUAAAUAAGAUGGUUGAGUACGGUAUCAUGUUGGAAGAAAUUAAAGAUUUAGUAUAUUCUUUGGCAUCUCCAAUUUUAGAAGCCCUUGAAAGUCUGAAGGAGAACCCUGCUGUAGACUGGAACAAAGAAGUAUACCUCAUUCUUGAUCGCGAUGAUAUUUACAAACAACUUGAAAACAAAUCAAUCAUUUGUGAUCCAAAUUCAAGCACAUUUAAAUUCCCAGCUUCCAAGAAUUCUGGAAUACCUCGAACUAUGAUGGAUGUGAUAAAAGUAUGUCGUGAAAAUUCUGAAGGUUCGCAUAUUUUCAAGUCAGAUUUGCUGGAUAUUGAAACAGAGCGUUUACGAUUUGGUAGAAGUGGGUACAUUGAUAAGGUGCAUAGGAUGUUGGAUGCAAAAUGUAUACCAGAUUUAACUGUACCUGAACUUAAUUUAAGUGACGAAGAAUUAGCUGCAGAGCAUCAAUCACGAGUUUUGAUGUUAGUUCAACGCACAUUAGCUUUAUCAACUGGUCGGGCCAUUUAUGCUUUUGCAACUCACCUUGCAAGUCCUAUCAAACCUUUACCUUUUGAGCCUAUAACUUUAGCUGCCAAGAUUUUACCUUUACGUACCAUUGUUAAUCUUGAUGAUGUCAUUAAUAAAGACAGUCUUCAAUGGCCUCUGUUUCAUAAUGGUGUAGCUUCAGGUCUUCGUAUAUCAGCUAACAGCAAUGUAACUGAUUCUUGGAUUAACUUUUGUUUUCCUGAUAAUACAGUAAUCGAAUCUCAACAUGGAGGCCUUUUAUUAGCCAUGGGGCUUAAUGGUACAAUUAAACACUCACCAUCUGUUGACUGGUAUCGAUUUGUGAUGCAAGAGGCGCCUGAUAUUGUUACAUCUGGUAUUUUAUUAGGUGCUGCUGCUGCAUAUAAAGGAACCAAAGACCCUACUUUGACAAAGGUGCUUCAAUUACACAUUCCCGUUCUUUUCCCACCAGACUCGCACAGUUUUAAUCAUUCUAAUUUAAUUCAAGCAGCUAGUGUACUUGGCAUGGGUCUCGUUUAUAUGGGUAAAUGUGAAAGAUCGUUAGUGUUAACAAUGUUAGAAGAGAUUAGUAAAAACGCAAUGACGGAUCCUUCCAUUUUAGAACCCGAUUACGAGGCCUAUAGUUUAUCAGCAGGCUUUUCUUUAGGCAUGAUUACAUUAGGGCAAGGCCCUAAGGCGAUCACAGCUGUAGACUCUGAACUAUUAAAUACAUUAUUUGAGUUAAUGAAACUGAAUGCAGAUAUAACAGCACCUGGUGCUACAAUAGCAUUGGGCUUGAUGUAUUUGAAGACAAAUGAUCGAGCUGUAGCGAAUUCUAUUAUGUUGCUUGAAAAACGUCCUUAUCUGAAUUAUGUGAGACCUGAUAUUUUGCUAUUACGUGUGCUAGCCAAAUAUUUAAUUUUAUGGGAUGAUAUAGAACCUACCAAAUCAUGGAUAGAUGAACAAUUACCAGAUUUUAUGACAGAAGAUGAUGAGGAUGCUAUCUUACAAGCAAAGUACCAUAUAAUUGCAGGAGUUUGUCUUUGUCUAGGAUUGAAAUUUGCUGGUACCAAUGACAAUGAUGCCUUUAAAUGCUUAUUAGAGCAACUUGACUACUUUAAACAGUUACUCAACGUGCAGGCAACAACAAUUCAAGGCAAUGUGACCAAGUAUGUAAUACAGACAUGUGUUAAUGUACUUUGCACAGCAUGUGCUAUGGUGAUGGCAGGAUCUGGUAACCGAGAUCUUUUUGACCGUUUAGAAAGCUUAUGGUCACGCACUGAAACUAUGACAUACGGCGAUCAUAUGGCUAUUUCCAUGUCCCUUGGCUUAUUAUAUGCAGGUUUAGGAGGAUACACAUUAAAGACAACAAAUGAAAGUAUAGCUGCUUUAUUGUGUGCAUUUUAUCCAUUUUAUCCAAUGGAUACAGAAGAUAAUCGCUACCAUAUGCAGCUAUUUAGGCAUCUUUGGGUGCUAGCAUUAGAUUCAAGAUGGCUUGUUCCUUUUGACGUGACAAGUCGACAACCAUGCCGUCUUCCGCUAGAAGUGAAACUGGACGGUAAAAAAGUAAGAAUUGCUGCGCCAACUGUUAUUCCUGAUUACAAUCAGAUCAAGGAAAUUAAAGUGAUGGAAGAUAGGUAUUGGCCUCUUAAAGUUGAUAUGACAGUUAAAGGGGAUUAUCAACGUUCUAUCACACAAUCGGGUAUUUUAUAUGUUAAGAGAAAGAAGAAUAAAAAGAGUUACGAAGAGGUAAGAAAAAGAAGGAAAAAAAAAGUUGAAAUAAACGUUUAA
Messenger RNA from Cokeromyces recurvatus, 4692 nucleotides. RefSeq lists its product as uncharacterized. Lineage: Eukaryota; Fungi; Mucoromycota; Mucoromycetes; Mucorales; Mucoraceae. The transcript is spliced from 5 exons. The coding region runs from base 1 to 4692 and encodes 1563 amino acids. Gene Ontology annotation, molecular function: molecular adaptor activity. Gene Ontology annotation, biological process: anaphase-promoting complex-dependent catabolic process; protein K11-linked ubiquitination; metaphase/anaphase transition of mitotic cell cycle. The record is from RefSeq and is a predicted model, not a curated record. Gene Ontology annotation, cellular component: anaphase-promoting complex.